Messenger RNA from Prunus avium (sweet cherry), 1430 nucleotides. Its product is annotated as GTP-binding family protein. Gene Ontology annotation, molecular function: GTPase activity; GTP binding. Gene Ontology annotation, cellular component: mitochondrion. Lineage: Eukaryota; Viridiplantae; Streptophyta; Magnoliopsida; Rosales; Rosaceae. The record is from RefSeq and is a predicted model, not a curated record. Gene Ontology annotation, biological process: mitochondrial translation.
GGCUGCAGGCAGACCUACUACACCACCAGCGAAUGGCCAUGGCUGUUCAAGUGGCAGGCCUCUGGCUGCCCACCUCUUCCACAACCCACACUCACUUGCUUCAUUGCAGAAGCAAUCUAAAACCACCAUCUUCUACAGCUCUCUCUGCUACAGCUUCUCUCUCAUCCCCAACUCCCACUAUCCAGAUUGUUGGUGGUGGGAGAAGUCCCAGUUGGUACGAAAAUGGAAAUGGAAAUCUCGAUGGUUUCCAAGGAGAGGAUGAUGAUUGGUGUGAUUUGGAUACUGAACUUUAUCACUGGACCAAGCAACUGCGCCCUGUUCAGUGGUACCCUGGUCAUAUUGCUAAAACGGAAAAGGAACUCAAAAACCAACUCAAGUUGAUGGAUGUAGUGAUAGAGGUUCGAGAUGCAAGAAUUCCUAUGUCAACUAGUCAUCCACAGAUGGAUUUAUGGCUUGGUAAUAGGAAAAGAGUUUUGGUGUUGAAUAGAGAAGACAUGAUAUCCACGGCAGACCGGAAUGCUUGGGCCACUUAUUUUGCAAGGGAGGGAACGAAGGUUGUCUUUUCCAAUGGCAAACUUGGAAUGGGUGCCAUGAAGCUAGGCCGGUUAGCUAGAGCAUUAGCAGCAGAUGUGAAUGUCAAACGCAGAGCCAAAGGACUUCUCCCACGUGCGGUACGAGCUGGUAUAGUUGGAUAUCCAAAUGUUGGGAAAUCAUCUUUGAUUAACCGUUUGCUGAAGCGACGAAUGUGUGCAGCAGCUCCAAGACCUGGAGUUACAAGAGAAUUGAAGUGGGUUCAUUUUGGGAAAGAUCUUGAAUUGCUAGACUCUCCUGGUAUUCUCCCAAUGCGGAUUAGUGAUCAGACAGCAGCAAUAAAGCUUGCUAUUUGUGAUGACAUUGGAGAGAGAUCCUAUGGUGUUGCUGAUAUUGCUGCAGUUCUUGUCCAGAUGCUAACGAGGCUUCCAUCAGUAGGUGUAAAGGCUCUUAACAGCCGCUACAAGAUGGAUGUGGAAGGUCACUGUGGUAAAACAUUUGUUCAGAAGCUUGCGGUUCACAUGUUUAAUGGGGAUAGUCAUCAAGCAGCAUUUCGAGUGCUGUCGGAUUUUCGGAAAGGGAAGUUUGGUUGGAUUGCAUUGGAGAGGCCUCCCAGAUAGUACUAUUGGAACUUGGUGGUAGGCCAGGAGCAGUCAAGCUUUCUGUAAGCCUCUAUAAAUACCAAAAGAAUUCCAAUUGCUGACUGAUACACAAAUUUAGAGUCUUCAUGGAGUAUCAAAAUCUUGGCAAGAGAAGGUGUCAGUGUCCUGAAGGAAAUUAAUGAAGCUUCACGAUGGAGUAAUAACGUUGAUUGUGAAGACGGAGGGCGUGAAAACUUUUAUAGCCAAAGCUGGGAGAGGAUCAUAUGGGCAAUGGUGGAUUCCUUUAUUAAGGUGUAA